UUCUCAGUCUCAUUCUCAAUCCAAAUCAUGCUCCGCAGCGCCUUCCGAUCAUCCUUUGCCGCACUCAGCAAGCACGCUGGUCCUGUUGGCAGCGCCCCUGCAUCUGCGCCCGCCGCAGCCACGGCGUCCAACCCAGAUCUGCUCGACCGAUUGCAGCAGGCGAUGAAGUUCAUUGCCGAUCCUGCAAACCCGGGCUUUGACUCGAAUCUUCACGGACUCGAAAUCACGCACGCUGAGGAAGGUCGAGUUGUCUGCCUGUUCAAGCUCACCGAGCACCACACUAAUCGCAUGGGAAACCUGCACGGCGGUCUGAGCGCCACAAUCGUCGAUAUUGUCACCACUCUGGCAUGCGUCAGCAAGACCAACCAUCCGGGUGUGAGCACCGACCUGAAUGUUACCUACCUCAACCCCGCCACGGUUGGCGACACCAUUCGCAUCGAGGCGUCCGUCAUCAAGGCUGGCGGUCGCCUUGCCUUCACGGCCGCCGACAUUCUCCGCAAUCACGACAAUGUCAUUGUUGCCCACGGCCGACACACCAAGUACAUGGCUGGAGGUGCCCACAAGAAGGCAUAAGGUGCAUUUGUUGCUUCAAGAAGCGCAUGUGUGUGCAACUACUCGGUGCUCGGCUGUCUGGGCAGUUAAAACAAUGUUCAAUGGAAACAUUACAAAAGCAAAC
Capsaspora owczarzaki ATCC 30864 is the source of this 676-nucleotide messenger RNA. RefSeq names its product thioesterase superfamily member 2. Gene Ontology annotation, molecular function: fatty acyl-CoA hydrolase activity. The record is from RefSeq and is a predicted model, not a curated record. The transcript is spliced from 4 exons. NCBI's taxonomy places the organism in Eukaryota, Filasterea, Ministeriida, Capsasporidae. Bases 28 to 573 code for a protein of 181 amino acids.